Molecule: messenger RNA, 2619 nt
Organism: Tigriopus californicus
Lineage: Eukaryota; Metazoa; Arthropoda; Copepoda; Harpacticoida; Harpacticidae
Product: WD repeat-containing protein 37-like
Exons: 2
Coding region: 653-2251 (532 amino acids)
Cellular component (GO): preribosome, large subunit precursor
Molecular function (GO): protein binding
Source: RefSeq, a predicted model, not a curated record
GUUCCACUUCACUCCUCUUGCUUCUUUCGGUGUGUCUACAAUCUUUCAGCCAAAGGAACAAGUCUAUUUUUAAACAGAUUUUUUAGAGGCAGGAUCCCUCUGUCCAAAAAGAGCAUACGGAUGGAUCUAUCAAAUUCACUACUCAAAGAUUCUUGGCGAUUGGACUUGGUGGGGAGCUAAUUGAUAUAAAACUGUUUAAGAAGUGAAGUGGAAGUGGAACAAGAGCAAAGGAGCUUUAUCGAACCAGUAGCUUUCAUUUGGCUUAAAACAUGUGUGCCUCAGGAAAAAAUGAAAGGGCUUGAUCCCGUUCAAGUGUUCGGGAGGAAAGAGGAGAUACAGUCUCGCGGGAUUGUUUAUUUAAAAUCAAACAUUUACAACGAAGAAAAUGCUUCUUGAUCUCGAGGAACGCAGCCGACGCCAGACUCGCAGACUUUGAAGACGACUCAGCGCCAAUUUUGGCCCAUUCAAGUGCCUGAUUUCAAACUAUAAUGUCUCUAAAACAAAGUGUCGUCAAUAGACCACACGAUUUGCAUGUAGCUUGUCCGUAAUGGACCUCGCUCAAGCGGCAAAUACGUUCGUGUUCCCCGAAAUUACGCUCCAGAUUCGAGUUCCCACAAGUUUCGACAAACCGAUCCGAUAAGCAAGAAAGAUAAUGCCUCAGGACAAGAAGGCCAAAGUUCAACAAAGCGGACCAACCAAAGCAGCCAUGAUGAGUGCUGCCGAGGCAUCCACUUUACCCCCUGCUGUCCGGGUCCGAUUAUACGAACUCUUUGUUCAGAUAGAAAGGGAAUUUGAGAUCCUGUAUGCAGAAAAUGUGGGCCUUCAAGAAAAGAUUGAUCGCCUACCCCGCCAACAAGCCCAUACCGUGUCCAAUCUUAGCGCCUUCAAUGCCAAUCACGCAAGCGCUGGAGGGAUUGGUGGAUCUGAACUAGUUGAAGCAGAUGCCUUGUCUGGCAACAUCAAAUUCCAGACAGUGGCAGCAGGUCAUCCGACAAUGGCAGGUUCAAAGACAUUGUACGCUCACAAGAUCAGGUCACACACAAACAAGCUUCGCGCUCAAACCAACCGAAUCAUGUCCAACUUGAAAGGACAAGCCUUGAACUGCUCCUUAGUAAGGCGAUAUACCGGACACAAAGACGGCAUUUGGGAGGUUUCUGUGUCCCGAAUGGGUCUACCUAUUCUGGGCACUGCAAGCGCCGACCACACCGCCAUGAUAUGGGGCAUGCAUUCCGGUCAGCCUCUCCUUCAAUACACAGGCCACACUGGAUCCGUCAAUUCAUUACGUUUCCAUCCGAACAAAGAAUUAGUCAUUACAGCAAGUGGAGACGGAAGCGUUCACAUCUGGCAAUGUGCAGUCCACUUAUACAACGAAUCGUCUUCUGGGCGAGUGGCCUCAUCUGAGGACGAACUGGACCCCGGGGAGAAAGAGUUUCUAGGAGGCUGUAGUAGCGGAUUGGAAGAUGACGGCCAAUUCUCCGUCCUAAGGACACCACUUCGAUCACUGAAUGGCCACAGCGGCGUAGCAAUAGCCGCAGAUUGGCUCCCGGGCGGAGAACAAGCAGUCACCGCCGGCUGGGACAAACUUGCGUGCAUUUGGGACACCCAAACAGGAGAAUUGCUCCAACAACUGUCAGGGCAUGAUGAGGAGUUGACACAUGCUGCCACUCAUCCCUCCUCACGCCUCGUGGUUACCUCGUCCAAAGACUGUACUUUUAGACUUUGGGACUUCAGAGAAUCGAUCCAUUCUGUAUCCGUCUUCCAAGGACAUCAGGACACGGUCACCUCUGCCGUGUUCACACACGAGGCCAAUCAAGUAGUCUCUGGCUCUGAUGACCGAUCUGCACGAAUUUGGGAUCUUCGAAACAUGAGGACACCAGUGGCCAUGAUUCAGUCUGAUUCUAGCGUGAAUCGAAUCUCCGUCUCACAAUCAGGUCUCAUCGCGAUCCCCUUUGACAAUCGCAAUGUACGGAUUUACGACUUGAAUGGAAAUCGGAUCGCUCGAUUGCCUCGCAGCUCCCGCCAGGGUCACUCUCGAAUGGCCUGUUGCACAGCUUGGUCAGAGGAGACGAAAAAGCCAAAUCUAUUCACAUGCGGUUUCGACAGAGUGGUUCUUGGAUGGAGUGUCAAGCCUCGGGAGGUGAAGGACGAUGCAUCACACAAGUUGAACCUUAGUCUCAAGGGGAAUCGAGAGCCGGGAUCAAAUAAAGAGUCCCAUUUGGGAAAGGAGAACCAUCCUCAAUCCAAACACUAGCCUAAGAGUGGAAUGUGAAACGCAUUCCCAAUGAACUGCGGCAGUCUCAAGUCUCACAAGAAGAGCGAGAAACCUUCUAUUCAUGUUGAAUGCCAUCACCUCGUCAAUAUCGAGUUCAAUGAAACGGCUCCUCGUGGCAAGAUCUUGGUGCUAAUAAAGGUCAUUCCAGCUCAGCGGAACUGUCCAAGGAAUUGUACUAUCCACUUUUUUUUCGUCAUGAAUCCCUCUCUACAUUCCUCACAUCACUUUCAACGAGUAUCUUCAGAAAACUCUUUGUUCUACCGUCAUGCAUAUUUUUGUCUCGAAAUCAGCUCCUACACUACAUUCGUUUUAUCAACAGGUAAAAAUAUACUUAUAGUCCAGAUGAA